AUGCACAUUAUUAUGAACAUCUUCAAUGCAGCGAAGGAGAAGUCAUUAUGCUCAGUCUGACUAUUAGCUUUGAGUCGGAUAAUGUUACACGUUGUUCAGCGGUCAGGUUGACAACGACUCGUUUUAUAAGUAUGAUUAAAAAGACUACUGCUACUAGGCAAUGCCACCUGUUCACACUUCUUUGAAUUUGGUUGUUACUUGUGCGCGUUAGUCAAGAUGAACCGUCCAAAGCCAACAGCUCUGAGGCGUCCCAGUACUGCAAAACCAUCAGGUCACCCUCCACCGGGAGAUUUCAUCGCUCUCGGGUCAAAGAGCCAGGCAGGAGAGCCCAAAGCCCCCGCAGUCCUCCUGAAGCCAGCAUCCACAGGUUUACCUGCGGACCGUAAGCGAGAGCCUACCUCCACUCUGCCCUCCUCAUCGGGUCUGUCCAGUCUCGCCAAGCGGCCCAAGCUGUCCACCACUCCUCCAGUCAGUGCCCUAGGACGACUCGCUGAUGUUGCAGCUGUGGACAAGAGAGCAAUAUCACCCUCAAUUAAGGAACCGUCAGUGGUACCUAUUGAAGUGUCACCAGUAGUGCUGCUGGAUGAGAUUGAGGCUGCAGAGUCAGAAGGAAAUGAUGAUCGCAUUGAAGGACUGCUGUGUGGAGCAGUGAAGCAACUUAGGAUGAACCGAGCUAAGCCUGACAUCACAUUGUACCUCAGUCUCAUGUUCCUGGCCAAAAUCAAACCCAAUGUUUUUGCCACUGAGGGUAUUAUUGAGGCCUUAUGCAGCCUCCUGCGUCGCGAUGCUUCAAUAAACUUUAAAGCAAAGGGAAACAGCCUGGUGUCAGUUCUUGCUUGUAAUCUGCUGAUGGCAGCCUAUGAGGAGGAUGAGAACUGGCCAGAGAUCUUUGUCAAAGUGUAUAUUGAGGACUCGCUGGGUGAAAGAAUCUGGGUGGACAGUUCUCACUGCAAGAAUUUUGUUGACAAUAUUCAGACUGCUUUUGGCACAAAGAUGCCCCCAAAGAGUAUGCUGCUGCAGGCUGACACAGGCCGCUCUGGUGGAGAUCUCAGCGCAGGUAGCAGCCCUCAUCCCUCAACCCCAGAUGAGGAUGACAGUCAGACUGAAUUGCUGAUAGCAGAGGAGAAACUGAGCCCAGAGGAUGAGGGCCAGGUUAUGCCAAGGUAUGAUGAACUGGCGGAGAGUGUGGAGGACUAUGUGCUCGAUGUCCUCAGGGAUCAGUUGAACCGCAGGCAGCCAAUGGACAAUGUGUCCCGAAACCUGCUGCGUCUGCUCACAGCCACGUGUGGCUACAAAGAGGCACGACUCAUGGCUGUGCAGAGGCUGGAGAUGUGGCUCCAGAACCCAAAGUUGACUCGACCAGCUCAAGACCUCCUCAUGUCCUUGUGUAUGAACUGCAACACACAUGGAGCAGAUGACAUGGAAGUGAUCUCCAACCUGAUCAAGAUCCGGCUCAAACCCAAAGUUCUUCUCAACCAUUACAUGCUGUGUGUCAGGGAACUUCUCAAUGCGCACAGAGACAACUUGGGCACUGUGGUGAAGCUGGUGAUUUUUAAUGAGCUGUCAAAUGCCAGGAAUCCCAACAACAUGCAAGUCCUUCACACUGUGCUACAGCAUAGCCCAGAGCAGGCUCCAAAGUUCUUGGCGAUGGUGUUCCAGGACCUGCUCACCAAUAAGGAUGAUUACCUCCGAGCCUCCCGAGCUUUGCUGAGAGAGAUCAUCAAACAGACCAAGCAUGAGAUUAACUUCCAGUCCUUCUGCUUUGGUUUAAUGCAGGAGAGAAAGGAGAGCAGCUACGUGGACAUGGAGUUCAAAGAGCGUUUUGUUAUCCAGGUGACAGAUUUACUCACUGUCUCCAUGAUGUUGGGCAUCACUGCACAGGUCAAAGAAGCUGGCAUUGCCUGGGACAAAGGAGAGAAGAAAAAUCUAGAGGUCUUAAGGUCAUUUCAGAAUCAGAUAGCCGCCAUCCAGAGAGAUGCCGUGUGGUGGCUUCACACUGUGGUUCCCACCAUCAGCAAAGUUGGUGCAAAAGAUUACGUCCACUGCCUUCACAAAGUGCUCUUCACAGAGCAACCAGAGACAUAUUACAAGUGGGAUAACUGGCCUCCUGAGAGUGACAGAAAUUUCUUCCUUCGCCUCUGCUCCGAGGUGCCUUUGUUGGAGGACACACUGAUGCGCAUUCUGGUGAUUGGGCUGUCACGUGAUUUGCCGCUGGGCCCAGCUGAUGCCAUGGAGCUUGCAGAUCACCUGGUUAAGAGGGCUGCUGGAGUUCAGUCUGAUGAUCUGGAGGUACUGAGAGUGGAGAGGAUCCAGCUCAUUGAUGCAGUGCUGAAUCUGUGUACAUACCACCACCCAGAGAACAUUCAGCUGCCAGCAGGGUACCAACCACCAAAUUUGGCAAUAUCCACACUCUACUGGAAAGCUUGGCUCCUGUUGCUUGUGGUAGCUGCAUUUAAUCCCCAGAGAAUUGGUUUGUCUGCAUGGGAUGGCUAUCCUACACUGAAAAUGCUCAUGGAGAUGGUUAUGACAAAUAACUAUAGCUACCCUCCUUGCACCAUUGUGGACGAGGACACAAAGACGGAGAUGAUCAGCAGAGAGCUGCAGAUCUCUCAGAGAGAGAAACAAGAGAUCCUGGCUUUUGAGAGCCAUUUGGCAGCAGCUUCCACCAAACAGACCAUCACAGAGAGCAACAGUUUGCUGCUGUCUCAGCUUACAAGUCUGGACCCACAGGGUCCUCCUCGUCGACCUCCCCCACAGGUCCAGGAACAGAUAAAGAGCCUCAACCAGUCUCUGCGUCUGGGACAUCUCCUCUGCCGCAGCCGCAACCCAGACUUUCUUCUCAACAUUAUACAGAGACAAGCUUCCUCUCAGUCCAUGCCAUGGUUGGCUGAUUUGGUUCAGUCUAGUGAGGGGUCCUUGGAUGUGCUUCCAGUGCAGUGCCUGUGUGAAUUCCUUCUGCAUGAUGCUGCAGAUGACACUCUUCCAGUAGAUGAUGAUGAGGAAGGGGAAAGCAAAGAACAGAAGGCCAAGAGGAGACAAAGACAACAAAAGCAAAGGCAGCUACUUGGACGACUCCAGGAUCUUUUGUUAGGUCCUAAGGCUGAUGAACAGACGACAUGUGAAGUGCUGGAUUACUUCCUGCGUCGUCUCAGCUCUUCUCAGGUGGCAUCAAGAGUCCUAGCCAUGAAGGGUUUGUCACUGGUACUGAGUGAAGGAGGCUUAAAAGAUGGAGAGGAGAGGGAUCAGCCCAUGGAGGAAGACUCAGCUGAUGCUGAGCUGUUGCCGGGGUACCAGUGGUUGCUACAAGACCUCCCAAAGCUCCCCUUGUUUGACAGUGUCAGAAGCAUGACAUCCACGGCUCUGCAGCAGGCCAUUCACAUGGAGACCGAUCCACAGACGAUCAGUGCCUAUCUCAUCUACCUGUCCCAGCAUGCACCAGUGGAGGAGCAGGCUUCUCAUAAUGACCUGGCUCUGGACGUUGCCCGACUGAUUGUCGAACGUUCCACCAUCAUGAACAACCUGUUCUCCAAACACUCCUGCAGGCCUCAGUCUGAUGCUGUGCUUUCUGCUUUCCUCACCAUUUUCUCUACCUACAUCAAGAGGAUGAGGAAGACCAAGGAGGGCGAGGAUCUUUAUAGCUGGUCAGAAUCUCAGGACCAGGUGUUUCUGCGUUGGACUACAGGAGAGACUGCUACAAUGCACAUUCUUGUUGUCCAUGCCAUGGUUAUUCUGCUCACUCUGGGGCCACCUAAAGGGGAGAGUGAUUUCUACUCUCUCUUGGACAUUUGGUUUCCCGACAAGAAACCUCUACCCACUGCCUUCCUGGUUGACACCUCAGAGGAGGCCCUUCUGCUGCCUGAUUGGUUAAAACUGAGGAUGAUCCGGUCAGAAGUGUCUCGAUUGGUUGAUGCAGCUUUGCAAGACCUGGAGCCUCAGCAGCUGCUGUUGUUUGUUCAGUCUUUUGGGAUCCCAGUGUCCAGCAUGAGUAAACUGCUGCAGUACCUGGAUCAGGCUGUCUCCCAUGAUCCACAAUCACUUGAGCAGAACAUCAUGGACAAACACUACAUGGCUCAUCUGGUGGAGGUGCAGCAUGAGCGCGGUGCCACUGGAGGGCACACUUUCCAUGGGUUACUGAGCUCCUCUCUCCCUCCAUGCAGAGAUUCUGCUGAAACAAGUAAGGCCAGAGUUGCUGUAGAUUCAUCCCAUAGCUCUGUGAAGAUGAGAGCAGCCAGUCAGCUUCCUGCAGUCCGACCUGAUGAUGAUGAUGAUGAUAUUGCUCCUGCAUUAGAAUUUAUUGGCCAACUGGCGGAGUUGCAGCAUGAGCGGGCUGCCACUGGAGGGCGCACUUUCCAUGGGUUACUGAGCUCCUCUCUCUCUCCAUGCAGAGAUUCUGCUGAAACAAGUAAGGCCAGAGUUGCUGUAGAUUCAUCCCAUAGCUCUGUGAAGAUGAGAGCAGCCAGUCAGCUUCCUGCAGUCGAACCUGACGAUGAUCUAACUGGGAGAUUGCUCCAGAUAUUCCCCUUAAAGGUGGACCCUCGCUGGCAUGGACCCUCUCCCACCCAGCUCUCCCUGGCCCUGCAGCAGGCCCUGGCUAAAGAGCUGAUGCAAGCUAAGCAAGGCCAAAUUCAGAAGGGUGGACUAGCAUUUCGACUCCUCAAGGCCAUUGCUGCCCUGCUCAGCUCUGCCCAUGCAAGACCUAUUGUCAUGUCAAUGCACCGCAGCCAUGCCCUCUCCUGUCCUCUCAUGCGGCAACUUCAUCUCUACCAGCGUCUCGUGUCCCAGGACAUUUCUUUCUCAUCACUGUUUCUCAAAGUUAUUGUUGAGAUGUUAAUCUGGUUAGACAACCCAGCUGUGGAGGCAGGACCACUGAAGACUUUGCUUAAAUCCUUUGCUGGUCAGAACUCUCACAAACACAGGCACAAUGAUGUGCGUACAGGUUUCCUCCACCUGGCUGAGGCCCUGGCAUAUCGCACAGAUACUGAGGUGCCACUGAGAGCCAUCUUUGCUAUGCUGAAAGCUGGAGAAAGAUGUAAUGCAGAGGCUGAGCUCAUAGGAAAAGCGUUACAGGGGCUGAUGGAGGUAAGGUCGCCUUAUUUGGAGGAGCUACUAUCUUUGUUAAUGACUGUGGGCACACAGAAUGGGACAGCUGGCCCUGUUGCCAUGGUGAUUUCCUUGCUGCUCCAGGAAGGUGACGAGCGAGCUGUGAAAAAAGAAGUGGAUUCUAACAACAGCUCUGAAGUGACAAAGUCAGGACUGAGCUCUGGGCUCCUGGUUGACUGGCUGGAGCAUCUUGACCCUGAGGUCACUUCAGUGUGUCCAGACCUUCAACAGAAACUGCUGUUUGCCCUCAACAAGGCACGAGGCACCCCUGCCUAUAGACCCUACCUUUUGGCCUUGCUGACACACCAGUCAAACUGGGCCACUCUCCUGCAGUGUAUCAGUAUUCUUCUUAGCGAGCGAAGAGACUACAAACUGGAUCCAUCAUCAGCCUUGGAUUUUCUGUGGGCGUGCAGUCACAUCCCACGUAUCUGGCAAGGACGUGACCAGAAGAUCCCUCAGAAGAAAACGGAGAAGUUUGUGCUGCGUCUCAGUCCAGAGGAGCUCAUCAGCCUAGUGGACCUAAUCCUAUCAGAGUCCGAGCUCAGCAGUCACGACUCACCCCACGGUGACAAAAGCAGUGUGGACCAGGCCUCCUGCUCUCUCAUCCAGUCCAGGCUACCUCUCCUUCACUCCUACUGCAAUGGAGAUCUGGAAAAUAUCAAGAAAGUGUCAGAGUACCUCAUCAGCUGCACAAAGAAAUGGGAUGAAAGUGCAAUGAGUAAGCAGUGCCAGAACUUGCUGCUGCAGAUCUAUCUUCACUUUCCUGAGGUCAUCCAGCAUAUCACCCUGCCAGAAGGCACCUUCAGUAGUGGUGGGACUGUAGAUGGCAGCUGCAAGCUUGAUGUCCUUGUCCAUCGCCUGGUCACACUGCUCGCUGACAUAGGAGAUUCAAAGUCUGCCGAGAGUCGUGUGUCUGAUGCCAACCUUGCCUGUAGAAAGCUGGCUGUGUCACACCCUGUCCUUUUGCUCAGACACCUGCCAAUGAUUGCAGGUCUCCUACGCGGUCGCAUUCACCUAAUCAUGCAGGAGUUUCGACAGCAACACCACAUGACAUUCUUCAGCAAUGUGCUUGCCAUCCUUGAGCUACUGCAACCGCUUGUUUUCCACAGCGACCACCAGAGGGCGCUUCAAGACUGUCUCCUUUCCUUUAUGAAGGUCCUUCAGAGCACGCGUUCUCCGUUGGUGUUCAUCAACAAGUUUCUGCAGUUCACACAGAAGUACAUAACGCAUGGUGCAGCAGCUGCUAUUCCUUAUCUACAGAAGCACUCUGACAUCUUGCAAGGCCUGUGUGCAGAAAACCCAGAUUUGAUCCAGCUGAAGUCUUUACUGGCUGCUCUGACUUUGCCUGUUAAGCGCUCUUCUGUAGAGGCUGCAGCAGAAGAGAGAGAUGAUGAAUUGUCCACUGGUUCCCUGCCCCUAGUCAACAUAUCGGCCUCCGUUUCACUGAGUGCGGCCGACAUGACAAUGUACCUGAAAAAGAUGUCAAGAGGAGAAGCAGUCGAGGAUGUGCUGGAAGUGUUGACAGAGGUGGAUGAGAAGUCAAGGAGGAGCCCUGAGAUCAUUCAGUAUUUUAUUAAUGAUCUGCAGAGACUGAUGACUUCCUCUGAGGAGCUUUGUCGGAACAUGGCUUUCAGUCUGGCCUUGCGCUGCAUCCAGAAUAAUCCCUGCUUGGCAACAGACUUCCUGCCAACUUUCAUGUACUGUAUGGGCAGUGGCAACUUCGAUGUGGUACAGACUGCUCUCAGGAAUCUUCCAGAAUAUGUACUUCUCUGUCAAGAACACGCAGACAUCUUGCUUCACAAGGCCUUCUUAGUGGGUAUCUACGGACAAGUUGACACGAGUUCAAUGAUCUCAGAGUCUAUGAAGGUCCUUCACAUGGAAGCAACAACAUAACGAAGUAUAUUGCUCCACAUCUGAGUGAAAAUAGUGUCAUUCAUUAUCUGCAUUCCAGAGCUAGAUUGUUUUUUUGUUGUUUUUUUUUAUUGACUCUAGUUCAAACAUUGUUCAGAAAAAUUCCGUCUAUAAUAAGUGUAACAUUUCUCUUACUGUAAUAAAAUCACAAUUGGUGCAUUAA
Monopterus albus (swamp eel) is the source of this 7174-nucleotide messenger RNA. RefSeq names its product integrator complex subunit 1 (gene ints1). Lineage: Eukaryota; Metazoa; Chordata; Actinopteri; Synbranchiformes; Synbranchidae. The record is from RefSeq and is a predicted model, not a curated record. Gene Ontology annotation, biological process: U2 snRNA 3'-end processing. The coding region runs from base 217 to 6993 and encodes 2258 amino acids. Gene Ontology annotation, cellular component: integrator complex. The transcript has 49 exons.